Messenger RNA from Hydatigera taeniaeformis, 2832 nucleotides. The record is from the annotation of a GenBank genome assembly. Lineage: Eukaryota; Metazoa; Platyhelminthes; Cestoda; Cyclophyllidea; Taeniidae.
AUGAUAGCCAUCGGUUCUCCUGGAAGACUCGCUCUUGUCCUCACUCAGUGGACACCGCGUAUCCUCUGGUGGAGAGCUAGUUCCAGUAAAGCCAUGGGUCUGGAAGUGUCGCUGAUGGCCACCGUGGAGGCAAUAGUGGAUUGGGUGGUACAAGUGGAAAAUGGUGGCCUUCUGAACGUGUUAUUUGAGGAUAUAUCGUCAACUUCAAAAGAACCCCAAUUUACUCUUUCUCAAAAUAUCCACACCAGUAUCUUGAAUUUUUUACAAAAUAUGCUCGCCUACAAGCCUCUGGCGCUCCCAGUUCUCCAAGCUAUGCCUGGUUCCCUUGGUGGAGGGGUGGCGGGAGUUGAUGAGGCUAAUGCUAAUCCCAAUCGUGAACCAGAGAUAUUUUGGAUUACUAUGGGUCUGCUAGGAGCCAUUUUGAUCCUCAUCAUUGUCUUGCAGAUCAUCAAUUGCUGCUGCUGUUGUUGUGGCCAUAAAGCCCGUCACUUGAAUCGUGUGCAAGUCGCGGCAGUUGACAAAGAUUUGAAGCACAAGAACUUGGUGUGCCGUGUCACCUACAUUACUUUGUUAGCGAUCGCGUUUCUCUUCGUGGCAGCAUCAGUAAUCCUCCUUGCAAUUUACUUUAGCAGUGCCAAUUUGGUCGUCGCCCAUCUUGAAAUACAUGAACAGACAUCGUCCACACCAAAUUUCAUUUCCCUACCUGAUGGACUGCAAGCUGCAGUGAAACAUCUGUCAACCUUUAUCAAACAAGGAAUCGAAUCAGGUCAACAGCUCACCGAAUGGUCAUUCAACUCUUUUGCAACGCAGACGGAUGGUGAAAUAUCAGCCAAUCUCCGUAGAGUUACAACAAAACUACAGGAUCACCUGCAGCUGCCAGAUGUGACCGAGAAAGGCCAAUCGAAUUUGGGCGGCAUCAAAAAUUGCAGCGUCAACUCCAAAUCUGCAGGCUUCUUGAUGGACAAGUUGAAACCAAGCAUCAGUGCACUGAACGACCAAAUCGCACACACUCAAGAGCUGUAUAAAGUGGAAUUUAAUAAAAUUACAAACUGCGACCAAAAAUGUGAAAGUUUGAAGACAAGAGUGGAUAAGCUGCGAAGCCCGAUUGACCCAAACAAGUUGGACAGUGGCCUUGUGAAUGAAUUGGCCUCCAAGUUAGACGGUAUUCAUGAGGAUUUUGAAGCACUGCAAACCAAGCUUCAAACCACAAUCGACAGCAUCCAGGGCUCGGCGGAUGAAAUCAUGCUUUCAUUAAAAAAAGAAUUACAAUUACAGGAAAUUUUAGGCACAGUUGACGAAUUUUGGCCGCAGGCCGAAACGCAAUCACAAAAAUUGUUGGAGGAAGUGGAUAAAGCUACUACAACUUUGACAACAAGAAUUCCACAAGGCGCAAAAUUUGUGCGCAUUGUUCUCUAUUCCAUUGGUGGAUUUUUGGUAUUUAUGGUGCUCAUCGCGGUUCUUAUUUUCGCUCGUCUUCUCUACAGAGGUAUCACAAGUCAGCUCUACGGUGAUCCCGAUGACAUUCCAGCUGGCUCCAAUCUCAAUGCGUGGGACAGACUUGCCUGUGGCAAAUGUUCUGCUUGUUGCUGUUCAGUGUUCUUUGUUUUCAUUCUACUCAUCUUCGCCAUCGUUGUUGGCGUUCUGCUCUUCGUCCUCACCACAAUAUCCGGUGAGGGAUGCAUAUACUUGGCCCAGGAGAGCGCUGUUGCCAAAACCGACUUUGUUGUGAAUAGCCUUGUGGCUGAGCAAUGGGACUCAAUCAUGAGUGGUGUUGCUACAGGUGAGGAGAAUUUUUUGAACACCUCCCCACCACAAAACAUGCUCACUGCCCUGAUUAGGACCUGUGAUUACGUCGACACCCAACAGGUCGUUGGUCUUCUCUCUGCCAUGAACUACCAAAAUUUGGUCGAUGUGCACAAACUUGUUACCAGUCCAAAGGUGCAAGAUGGAAUUAACAAUGGAAAAGUCAUCGCUGUUAAAGCGAUUAAAGACCUCGAAAUCUCCACCAAACUACCUCCUGAGGCUGACUUUGAAGCCAUCAGAAAAAAGCUGGAUGAGGCACUUAAAAACAUUGAUCUGGACGAACUGUUAACUGCAACAAAACCGGAAGUAAUGGAUAUCGCACCUCUCAACAAACUUCAUAAUGACCUGGAAGACUAUGGAGGUUCGGCUCAGUCUCCAGGAGAUGCCGGCUUCACUAAACCAAAUGAAGAACUGAAGAAGGUGAUCAGCUCUAUGUCGGAGCUCGCACUCAGUGUAAAGGACCUCCAUUUAGCAAUAGAAGUUGUAAACGAGGAGAAGAACAACCUUUUAUCACCAUUCGGCGAAUUGAUAGAAGCACUAAAAACAACAGUUAAUUUAGCCGGGAAUGAGGAAGGAGUAGCCGCGGAGGUGACGUCUCAGUACGACGUUCUCAUCAAGACGGUGAUGGGUUUCAUGGAACGCAAAGGCAAUCUCCUGUUUGCCCAGGUGACUCAAGAACUGCUGCCAUGUCUUGAGGCGCACAAGGCCUACAUGUCGAUGACGGGGGCCACUUGUGGCAACGUCAACCUGCUCCUCGGUUUCGUCUAUGUCCUCGCCCUCAAUGUGUUCUUUCUGGUCUUCCUUUACUUCGCUCUCUUCAAUCUUGCAUUCUUCCAAGGGAUUUUGCUUCGCAUGGCGGGUGAAGAAGAAGAAGAGGAGGAGGAGGAGGAAAACAGCAGCAGUGAUGAUGAUUACAGCGAUGACGAGAGUGAGGAGUCCCAAGAGUCGUCCAGCACAAGUAGUGUCACCUCAACAAGUGACACUAUCACUAGCACUGUGGAUGACGAUAGUGUAGUCGCGUUUGCUUGA